Messenger RNA from Tribolium madens (black flour beetle), 4712 nucleotides. Its product is annotated as kinesin-like protein KIN-7L. Lineage: Eukaryota; Metazoa; Arthropoda; Insecta; Coleoptera; Tenebrionidae. The record is from RefSeq and is a predicted model, not a curated record. Gene Ontology annotation, cellular component: microtubule. The coding region runs from base 95 to 4648 and encodes 1517 amino acids. The transcript is spliced from 16 exons. Gene Ontology annotation, molecular function: plus-end-directed microtubule motor activity; ATP binding; microtubule binding. Gene Ontology annotation, biological process: mitotic cell cycle; microtubule-based movement.
UUUUGAAAAGUUUCAUUUGUAGUUUUAAUGUGUUGGAAUUUUAGGUAGUAUUUGUGUGUAAUUUUGUAAUUUGUUUUAUUAGUUUGUAAAAAGAAUGUCUACAAAUAUACAGGUAGCCAUAAGAAUCCGGCCUCUUAUCGCAACCGAGCAUGAGAAGAGGCUUCGAGCACAGUGGAGCACCCAAAACAACACAAUUUACCAGGUUGACAACAAUGGACAAAAGUUUGGAGACGCUUUCAGCUUCGACCACAUUUUUGGAAUUGACAAAACAAACUCAGAUAUUUAUGACGACAUCGUGAGGGAUUUUGUGGACUCGUCUUUAAAUGGACUAAAUUCAACUAUUUUUGCUUACGGACAAACGUCUUCAGGGAAAACUUACACAAUGUUAGGAGACAAGAGACAGUCAGGGAUCAUGACAUUGGCCAUCGAAAAUAUUUUCAACAAUAUUGAAAACACUGCAGAUAGGAAAUUUUUAAUUCGAGUCUCGUAUAUUGAGAUUUACAAUGAGAAAAUCUACGAUUUGUUGGAUCCCUCAAAUAAAGAUGUCAAGAUUCGUGAGUUCUUCCCUGCAACUAUUGGGUUGCAAAAUAUUAAGGAGGAAAUUGUGUCAAGUAGGAAACAAAUGUUUGAGUGCCUGAAAACCGGAACUUUGAAUCGCCACAUUGCCUCAAACACAGUCAACGAUCGGAGCAGUAGGUCACACACCAUUUUUAAAAUCACUAUUGAAUCCACUCAAGUAACUGAUUUUACUAGUGGACCUGUUCAAGUUUCAAACCUCAAUUUAGUGGACCUUGCAGGUUCUGAAAGGGUAGCACAAACGAAAGCCACUGGAGCGAGACUUAAAGAAGGCAGCCACAUAAAUAAGUCCUUGUCAGCUUUAGGUUUAGUGAUUAGACAGCUAAGUGAUGGUCAGGACUUUAUUAAUUUUCGUGAUUCAAAAUUGACAAGACUCCUCCAAGACUCUCUAGGUGGUAACUCAAAAACCCUUAUUAUUGCAACAAUCACACUAGCGUCAGUAGAGGACACGUGUUCCACGUUGGCUUUUGCGCAACGAGCAAAAGCUGUGAAGAAUAAACCCCACGUUAAUGAAAUUUUAACGGAUGCUGAUGUUAGUAAACGUUAUGCCAGUUUAAAUUCCCAAUUGCAGAAGAAAUUGGAAGAACAAUUGUGCAUUAAUCAGAAAUUACAGGAAACACAAGAAGCUAAUGUGAGGGAGAUGAACAAGUUGCAACAACAGAUGGAAUUAAUUGAACACUUUCAACGAGGCAAAAUCAGUAAUAUUCCUUCUAUUCCUAAAAGAAGACACACAAUCGGAUUUUCAACACAAAAUCCCUUAUUUGGACGAUCAAAUCAGGAUGCAUCCAGUUUAUUGUUUUUGGACGAAUUCUCUUCAAAAGGCCACAUCGCUGCAGAAAAUGCUCUUGAAACUAUUAUGGAGGAAGAUACAACACCAAUGAAAAGCAAAUUUUUAACACCGCAGCUUAAUCGUUUCAGCGACGGUUAUAAUAAAUUUUCUAUUGGGACAGGAGACGAAGACAAUGAUGCACUGAAAAAGGCUAGUUUAGAAGAAGAGCUUCAAAAUGCGAGAAAAAGACUGCAUGAAUAUGAAAUUCAGCAAAAGGAAUUAGAAGAAAAAUUUAAAUUAAAAGAAGAUCUAAACGAAGAUUUUGAGAAUUAUUGUUAUCCUCAAAUCAUUGAUAUAAGAGAUCAGUUACUUUAUUUGCAAAAAAUAUUAGUUAAUGAGAAAAUUGACAAAGAAAUUUCGAAUUCAAUUCUGGAGAAAGAUUCGCUAAUUAAAUCACAUUCUUUAGAAUUAACUGAGAUGAAAGAUUGUAUUAAUCAACUUCGUUUAGAGUUAAUUGGAAAAGAACAGCUUCUGUUAGAAGAACGAAAUGGAAGUACUGCCAUUUUAGAAGAAAAUUCUAAGCUGAAAAUGGAGUUAAGUCAUUGCGAAACUGAAAACAAAUUUCUAUCGGAAGAAAAUGACAGACUGAAAACUGAGAUUGAACUAAAUAACAAAACUCUUCAUGACUUGAAAACGAACGUUAAUAACUUAUUUUUAGAAUUGACGGAUAAAAAUAAAAACAUAGCUAAUUUUGAAAGUAAUUUAUCAACGUUGAAAAACGAAAAUAAGAAAAUUAUGGAAGAGUUAGAUAAUGUCCGACAUGACAAUGAUUUUUUUAGCAAUGAAUACAAUUUGUUAAAAGAAGAACACAUCCAAUUAAAGAACGAAUUCGCUACCAUUGGCACUGAAAACGACACUCUCAAAAAAUCAAAUGAAGAAAUGAAGAUAUUAAUUGAAGAAUAUGAAUCAGUAAAGCAAUUAAAGAACAAAUUUGCUGCUUGUUGUACUGAAAGAGACUCUCUGAAAAAAUCAAAUGAAGAAAUGAAGAUGUUAAUUGAAGAAUACGAAUUGUCAAAACACGACUACAUUCAACUAAAGAAUGAAUUUGUUGCUUCUUGUACAGAAAACAACUCUCUGAAAAAAUCAAAUGAAGAAAUGAAGAUAUUAAUUGAAGAAUACGAAUCAGUAAAGCAUGAGUACAUCGAAUUAAAGAACAAAUUUGCUGCUUGUUGUACUGAAAGAGACUCUUUGAAAAUAACAAUUGAAAAAAUGAAGAUGAAAAUUGAAGAAUACGAAUUAUUAAAGCAGAAGCACAUCGAAGUAAAUAACGAAUUUGCGAUUUCUUGUACAGAAAACAACUCUCUGAAAAAAAUAAUUGAAGAAAUGAAGAAGACAAUUGAAGAAUACACAUUGCUAAAGCAGGAGUACAUAGAACUAAAGAAGAAAUUUGCUGUUUCUGGUACAGAAAACGGCUGUUUAAAAAAAAUAAAUGAAGAAAUGAAGAUGAUAAUUGAAGAAUACGAAUCGUUAAAGCAUAAGCACAUCGAAUUAAAUAACGAAUUUGUGACUUCUUGUACAGAAAACAAAUCUCUGAAAGAAGAAAUGAAGAUGGUAAUUGAAGAAUAUGAAUCGUUAAAGAAGGAAUUUGCUGUUUCUUGCACAGAAAACGACUCUCUGAAAAAAUCAAAUGAAGAAAUGAAGAUAUUAAUUGAAGAAUACGAAUCAGUAAAGCAUGAGUCCAUCCAAUUAAAGAACAAAUUUGCUGUUUGUUGUACUGAAAGAGACUCUCUGAAAAUAACAAUUGAAGAAAUGAAGAUGAAAAUUGAAGAAUACAAAUUAUUAAAGCAGAAGCACAUCGAACUAAAUAACGAAUUUGCGAUUUCUUGUACAGAAAACAACUCUCUGAAAAAAAUAAUUGAAGAAAUGAAGAAGAAAAUUGAAGAAUACGAAUCGUUAAAGAAGGAAUUUGCUGUUUCUCGUACACAAAACGACACUCUGAAAAAUACAAUUGAAGAAAUGAGGACGAUAUUUGAAGAACAAGGAAGAAGAGCAGAGACAAUGAAAAUACGUAACGACCAACUAAAUUUAGAAAUUCAAAGUAAGGAAGCACAAUUAAAAGAAAAAUUGUUUACUAUGUCUUCUGAAAAUAAUUGUUUGAAAAAAGAGAUUGAAAAAUUGAGGAACGAUAAUGAGAAUCAAAAGCAAAAAUUAGUUCUUAAUGACUUAGAAUUACAAAAACAAAAACAUCGUCUUUCGGAAAGUGAUAAAAAUCUGGAGGAAAUAGAAGAAUUAAAACAUAAAAUAACACAAUUAACUUCAUGUAACAAUAAAUCUAAUUUAGAACAGAUUAUAAAAUACCGGAAUGUAUUAUGUAGUAUUAUAGAGUAUUUUAUCUCUGAACAGAAGUCUCUAUUGCUUGUCCGUCAUUCCCAAGAUGAAAGAGAAAAUUUCAAGAGUAUUAUAAGAGAUCUCAAAACAAAUAAUGCAACUUUGAAAAGUCAAAUUGAUCUUUUACGAAUCCAAAACGACUGUGAUUUAUGUGCAAUUCAAGAAACGGUUAAAAAGUCUCACAUGAUUUUCAAAGAUUAUUUCUCUUUAGAAAAAACAUUUCUCAGAGCUCAAAUUAAUGAUUUAGAAAACACUAACAAAGAGUAUUUGGGGGAAAUGAUGGCACUUAAAGAUCAGAAACGGGAUGACUCGAGAGAAGGUUGUCCAAACUGUGAUAAGCUGCAAAACGAAAUUACUAGACUGACUGGAGUAGUAACUUCUCAAGAAAAAAUGGUUAUUACGUUAAAAAAUCAGAAUUCUACUUUGCAAAAAGAAAAUUUUAACACUAUGAAAGACUAUGUUAAUUUGCAACAAAAGGUUUAUGAGGAACAGGACAAAAAAUACGAGCUUCAGUACACAGAGUGGAUGAAAUUUCAAGAAGAAAAUAAUAAAAUGCAACAACGAGAAAUUCGGAAGCUGAAACACAAAAUUAAGGAAUAUGAACAAACGCGUCAAAUAAAUAAACAAUCAAUUGGUACAGAAUGUAAUAUACUUGGUGCAUCAAUUCUGGAAGAAAUGACGGCGCUAAAAACGGAAAGAGAUGAAUUAAGAAGAUUAAAUGAAGUACAAAAUGGGUGUUCGUUACGUGAAAAGAUUCCUACUACACAUGCUGAAGCUCAGUGUAACAUAUUUAGUGAACCAUCGGUGCUACAGGAAAAGUAUGACCUAUUGAAACGUAUUUGUAGAUUAAGGAUGGAUACAAUCGAAAAGCUUAAAGCGGAGAGAGACCAACUUAAAUCUAAGCUUAGUAAUUAAAUAAAUUUUCCUAUAUUUUAUGUAGAUUAAAUAUAUUUUAUUAAACAAUAUUUUUCUUUUCCUA